This is a messenger RNA of Culex quinquefasciatus (southern house mosquito), 5442 nucleotides long. RefSeq lists its product as uncharacterized. Gene Ontology annotation, biological process: signal transduction; peptidyl-serine phosphorylation; endocytosis. The record is from RefSeq and is a predicted model, not a curated record. The transcript has 4 exons. Bases 536 to 3976 code for a protein of 1146 amino acids. Gene Ontology annotation, molecular function: protein serine/threonine kinase activity; ATP binding. NCBI's taxonomy places the organism in Eukaryota, Metazoa, Arthropoda, Insecta, Diptera, Culicidae. Gene Ontology annotation, cellular component: cytoplasm; nucleus.
UUUUUGCUGUGCCCAACAUAAAAUUGAAAAAUCUCGCAAACUUACAGCAGAUAGUCAGGUUCGGAAAUGUAGCAGCGAAUUUCGUCGUGAAAAACCGCUUCAAAUCGAUCGAAACUAGUGUCCGCGGACGGGCGCGCUGUUGGCCAGCGGAUUUCCGGUAUUGUUCGGUUCCGUCGGCGUGUAUUUGCAGGGAAAAAAGUGUUUUUCUGCCAUCCCGUGGAGUCAGGGAAAAAACGAGUCCAUCUUGCGUUUUUGGUGUUGGAGGUCUCUUCAAAACGGAGAGACGAAGAGGGCGACGACGACGACGACGAAUCGACCCAAUGGAAGUAACUCAUACAAUCGCGUAACGAGACAACACAGAUACCGCACCAAUACCUCAACAAACCCAGAAGAGUGUACGCAGCGUAGAGCGAGAAAAACAUCAGCAAAAGCAAAAGAAACCCAACAACAAGUAGUAACGACGGUGGGACAUUGAAAGCGUUUUCGCGUUCCAGUUCGCUGCCGUGCGCGCACUCGAAUCAAAUUUCCACACAACAUGGGCAAACGACACGUCGUGGACCAUGGCGGCGAUCAGUUCGAGACGCCCCAGAAGCGGCAGAAGGUGGCGACGGCGGCGGCGGUUUCGCCGUUCGUCGAGAUGAGCCCGAUGAGUUGCAGUCCGGCGCUGAACAUGAGCUUUACGCUGACGCGCGAGUUUGUGGAUGGCACCAUUCUGACGGAUUUGGCUCUCAAAGACUGGCGCAUCGGAAAACCCAUCGGCAAGGGCAGCUUUGGGGAGAUCUUCCUAGCCUCGGAUAACGUCUUCAAGCCGGUUACGAGCGAAAACGCCAAGUACGUGGUCAAGAUCGAGCCCCACUCGAACGGGCCGCUGUUUGUGGAGAUUCACGCGCUGCUCAACACCGCCAAGCGCACCGACUCCAACGAGAUCCCCGCCGGCAUGCCCGAGUACAUCGCGUCCGGCUCGCACUACUUCAAGAACGAACGGUACCGCUUCCUCAUCCUCAAGCGCUACCAACGCGAUCUCCACUCGCUCAUCAAGAACCGUCGCGUCGACCCGGCCAGCGUGCCCGUCAUCGCGCUCCAAAUCCUCGACGUGCUCGAGCACCUGCACGACAAAGGUUACGUCCACUCGGACAUCAAAGCGGAAAACCUCAUGAUCGGCAAGGUCCCCGCCUCGGCCCUGCUCGACCUCAAAAGCUCCAAAUGCUUCCAGGAAGAACCCCCCGCACCAACCCCCCCAGCCAAGCAGAAAAAGCACAAAAACACCGUCAACGGCCACAACGGCCUCACCAGCACGCCCACAGUCCUAACAAAAAAAGCGCCCACCGACUUCAGCGGCUCCAACCCGGUCCGCUCGUGUCGCAACGGCUCCGACGAGUUCGUCACGUCCGGCACCUACAAGGACAUGGUCAAGAGCCACUACCUGCGCCCCCUCAAAAACAUCGUUUACCGCGACGACAGCGACGAAGAAGCGGCGGACGGCAAACACGGCAAGAAGAAGCGCAGCAAGCGCAAGGACGGCGACGCCAGCAAGUCCUUCUUCUACACCAUCACCACCAAGAACGUGAGCGAAAACUUCAAGCAAAUCGACGUCCAGGUCAGCCGGAACGGCGCAGCCCUCGCGUACGUCGCCGCGGAACCCAAGCUGGCCCAGGACGUCGUGAUGGAGGAGCGCAUUCAUCUGAUUGAUUUUGGGCUCGCGUCCAAGUUUAUCGACAGCACCGGGCAGCACCGGCCGUUCUGCAUGGACCAGCGGAGGGCGCACGACGGGACGCUGGAGUACACGUCGCGGGAUGCGCACAUGGGGGCGCACGCGAGGCGCAGCGAUUUGGAGUGUUUGGGCUACAACCUCAUCUACUGGAGCCGGGGCUUCCUGCCGUGGAAGGACGAGAAAAUGCUCAACCAGCCGGAGCAGGUGCACCGCAUGAAGGAGUACUUCAUGACGGACGUGCGCGAGAUGCUCAAGCUGAUCUACGGCGAGGACUGUCCGAAAUAUCUCGGUGAGUUUCUGCACUACGUCGGCGGGCUGAACUACGACGACCGGCCAGACUACGAAUUCCUCCGGUCGCUGUUCUGCCAGGAGCUGCGUCGGCUCGGCCAGAAGCCGUGCGGUCCGUACCUCAAGCUGAACGUGCACAACAUCGUGAAGCUGAGCGAACCGUUGACGGCCCAGGACGAGGCGGAGAUCACCAACAAAAUCAACCACGUCAAGUCGCUGAUGAAGAUGGGCGUGCUGCCGUACCGGGAGAGCACCCUGCACAACAAGACGACCUCGCCGAAGAACCUGCGCUCGAAGCGGGACAGCACCCGCACGCCGGGCAACAACGGGACGGCUCGGAAUGGGGCGACCAGCACUGCCAAGAAGGAGAAACCGUUCUCGUGGUCGGAGAUUCUGAGCACCGAUCCGGAUCAGAUUGCGCGGGAACGUGCCGAGAAGGAGUUCGAGCGGGCCGACCUGGUCGAGGAGGUUGUGAUCAAGUACAGCGGCAAUCCGACGUACGCGAUUCGGGAGUUGGAGAAUAAGCGGGAGAGUGGGGUUGGCGGUGGCGGGCUGGAGUACACCGAGACUGAGGGCUACAUCCGGGGCUACACGAAACCGAUGAUGGACAUCUUGAGGAAGCGACAGUCGCAGCUAAUACGGGAUGUGAUACGGGAGAGGAAUUGUGGCAACGGGGUGAAAGAGCCGCCCGAUGAGCAGAAAGCGGAGGUUGUUGAGGAAGAGGUGGAAGAGGAGCAGAAUGAGGACGAUGGAAGUGAAGAUGGGGAGCAGAAGGAAGAGGAGGAGGAUGAGGAGGAGGAAGAAGAGGUCGAGGAAGAUGGCAGUGAUAAUGAGAGUGUUCGUUCCGACGCGGCAUCGGAAGCGGACUCCGGAAAUGACGACGUUGACGGGGAGGAAGAACAGGAAGAGGAGAUGGAGCAGCAGGAGGAAGAAGUUGAGGAAGAUACUGCCUCGGACCACUCGGAAGUGGUGCAGCAGAAGAGUAAGGGUCGGAGAAGGUUGCUGCACUCGGAGAGCAGUGACCAGCAGGACAGUGACUUCAACGAUCAGGACAGCUCGGAGAACGAUAGCCGAGAUGCGCGCAAAAAGAAGAAACGUGGCCGCCCAAGACUGAACCGGGAACAGCCCAAGUCCCGGUCGAAACACUCAAAAUCCGCCAACGCUGACAACAAUACAAAAGUUCCUGUGAUAGCCAGAAAUAACAACAACAACAAGCCGUACUACGGAGACGUGGACGAUUCUUCGCACGACGUGCCGUUGUCGCAGCAAAAGUUUCUGUUGCUGAAGCGCCGCAAGUCGGGUCUGCGCGAGCGGAUACGACCGACUGACCGGAGUGCCAAGUACCACGACGAUUUGGCGCUUAAAAAGUCCAAACGGUCACCGCGCAAACGCUACAGCGACGACGAAGACUACCGGGUGGACGACAGUUCCUGCAGCUCAAGCCAGUCGACCAACUCGAUCGCGUCCACGGCGUCUACCGCAAGCAGCACCAGCAGCACGAAUUCGAACUUUUCCGAAGAUCGUCGUUCCGGCGGCGCCGUACGCAAAUCUUCCCGUAAGCGAACCAAACGGUCCUACUCCAGCAGCAGCCGGUCGGUCGCGUCCCACAGCUCUCGUUCCUCUUCCGUGCACAACGCCUCGGCAACUCACGGCACCACCAAUGGGCACAGUGAGACGACAUCGGCAGCGCCAGCACCGCCGCCACUAGCACCAUCGCAACGCCCCUCGGCGUUUGUCGCCGACGAGGAAGACUUCUACGACGACGACGACACUCGCGACAUGGACUACAGCCCGUGCAAGGUGAAGCGGGGUCGGAAACCGGGCGCGCUGACGGCCGCUGGCCGCAAGAACGGUACCAAGAAGCGGCUCGCCGAAGUCAAAGGGCCAGCGGCAACCGUAGCCAAAGGCGGAGGUGUCGUUGCUGGCCUGCGAGGGAGACGGGGAGACCACCAGGUCCGGACGUACAGCCGGGGAUAGUCGUCAACGGUCGGCGGAGGAAAAGCUGCCAGCUGCUGCCAGGCGUCGCCGUCGGUUGUUCCAGCUCGAGCCGGGAGCACCAUGGAACGGCGCAACUACUCUACAGCUUCCGGGAGAAGGCAACAUUCUCAGCGUUGAGAAGCGCGAAGAACACCUUCGGCAGCGAAGAAACUUUGAUUUUCUUGUAAAUAGUUAUAACAACAAGCUGUUUCAACUAUGUCUGUUUACUUUUUUUUUUUCGUACCAUUUACUUAUAAUAGCUAUUAUUCAAUUUUCAAUUAAUCUGCGCCGAACCGUUUUGUUAGCAGUAAUCAAUUUUCCUUUCUUUUUUGCAAUCCUGUAAAGUACACGGAAUUAGACUGGCGAGACAAGAAUGUUAUACUGUUUUGUUUCCUCCCAGUUAAAAAAUGCAACAAAUUUCGACCUUUGCUUACGGAAUAAAACUUAGUUCGUUUUUAUUUUUCAAUUUUCGAAUCAACCGAAGUUUGUAAGAUACAAAGUCUGUACUUUUCUCUCAAAUUAAUAUUCCAGUAUAAAUAAAGAAGGGGAAGAGAAAGCAAAACUAUCCAAAAUUUUCGUGUAUUUGUAGUGUAGUCAACACAACUAGUAAAUCAACUCAGCGAGCUGCUAGGAAAAACAAAUGAAGCAAUUUUAAACUGCAAACCACUCUAUGUAUAACAUCUAUCAAACUUGAAGCCAGAACAGUUCACCCACACGACAAAAAAAAGGAACUCGUUUUUUAUAAGAAUCUCCAACGCCGAAUGCGCGCCACAGCUCGUGACGAAAUAGCCAAUUCAGUAUGAGUAAAGUAAAGAAAUAGCCAGCGUUCUUUUCCUAAAUCCGAAAACGCAAUCUUUAGCUAAUGUUUGUUACAGCAUAAACAAAACAAAAAAGAAACUACUAAUCGUUAGAAAAUCAAAACAAGACACACCUCAGAUUUGUUGAAAGCUAGACGAAAGGGCGUAACUGUGAGCCAACUUUACUAUACGGUAUUUCCUUCUUCCGCCGAUCACAGCAAGACAACCGGAAACAAAUAAUGCUGUUAAAGUGUUUGAUUUUCUCGCUCUGAGGGGUGAGCGACAGUUUCAAAACGUGCAAGAAAUUGAAUGUUUGUUAGUAAUGUGCAGGAGGAAGAGAGAGGACAUCCUAACUAGAUGUAUUUAAAGUAAUUAUGAAACUAAACAAUUAAAUGAUUGCAUUAUACCGUUACACCGUGCAAACAACAAAGAAAAAAAUAAAGCAAAAUGAUCCAAGCAAAUAUUUGAAAAAGAAGAUAAAAAAACUGAUGAUGACAUAAAACAAAACACACACAUUUAUUCGAAACCCAUGAAGAAAGCAAGCCUGUAUUAUAGUUAAGUCUGUAGAAAAUAUUAAGGGAAAGUAAGAGAGACCUAGACAGCUGCAGUGAGUAUCGAUCAAAUAUUAUCAAACUAAUAUGAAAUAAUAAAAUAAUUAUAAUAAUCAAA